This is a messenger RNA of Megalopta genalis, 849 nucleotides long. RefSeq names its product bis(5'-nucleosyl)-tetraphosphatase [asymmetrical]. Gene Ontology annotation, biological process: AMP biosynthetic process; ATP biosynthetic process. Gene Ontology annotation, molecular function: bis(5'-nucleosyl)-tetraphosphatase (asymmetrical) activity. The record is from RefSeq and is a predicted model, not a curated record. NCBI's taxonomy places the organism in Eukaryota, Metazoa, Arthropoda, Insecta, Hymenoptera, Halictidae.
UGUUCUACGUCAAAUUACUGCAGUUAUUCCACACCUAGUGUAACACCAGCGCUAGCUAUCCUCUAUACUUUUGUUACGAAUUACGUGGAAAAGCUUGAAAGAAUCGAAGAUAGGAUGGUACGUCGAUCUUGCGGCUUCAUUGUGUUCCGUCGCAAUCAGGGCGACAUCGAGUAUCUGCUAUUGCAAUCUUCGGGCCGUCGGCAUCAUUGGUCACCGCCAAAAGACGGCGCAUGGAAGGAAAGAAAUCAUGCAAGAAGUGGGAUGGUGGCGCAUGCGUCUGGAGUCCCGAACAACGGAAUCGUGCGUCUACCGGGUGGUGUUAUGCGCCGCGAGACAGAAAUUGCAACCGCGCUCCGUGAAACCGAAGAGGAAACAGGCUUACUAGCUGCAGAUUUAAAAAUCUAUGAAGAUUCGAAACAAAAAAUAAAUUAUCGUUGGAAAGGAACAUUAAAAUAUGUCACUUACUGGCUGGUGGAGCUAAUAAACUACGAUAAACCUGUUACAUUGUCGGAUGAACAUCAAGCAUUUAAGUGGUUACAAUUGGAAGAAGCAUGUACAACAUGUUUGAGCGCAGUGCAGGAGCUGUUGAGAAGUUACAAUGACAAUAUACUGAAAAAUCUGUCCUAACGCGAUCAACCUUAGAAACAUUUGUAACAGUUUGAUUAUAUAUUUAUUCGUGUAGGUGUCAAUAUCGAAAUAAAUAUUUUUUAUUCCCACCAUUGGCGAUCAGGAAUCGAUACAUUCCAUGCAUACGAAUCUGAAGCAAAUAUUGUCUAUUAAUUUCUCUUUUAUAAUUUAAAAAGCUUGUAUAAAACAGUGUGAAUACAUUCUGGGCCCAUACUCGCGUAA